AUGACCUCAUUACAGUCACUGCCAUCGGAAGCGAAUAAUUCGUCUAUUGAGAAGAAGGGCUUGGGGCGGAAAAAUAAGGUAAUUUUGCUUCAGUAAUUGAGUGGCAAUGUUCCAGGAGUCCGAGCUGAAAUGUUUGCAACAAAAAAUCGAAAACCUUGGCCACCUCGGGCAUCCAUUGAUUAUUGAAUUUCUUCUGUUACCCUCUAACUAUCUAUUGUCGAAAGCGCCACAUCCGGUGGCAGUAAAGCGUAUGCCCGCCUUCUUGGUUGAGCAAUGGAUGGUUCAGCUACUUCCUCGCAGGUACUUUUGAUAAGUUCACAAUGGACGGCUCAACUUCCAUACUAUGUCCACUCACUGUCUUUUUUUAUUUAAUGCACUUCCAUUUUAAAACGUAAUCUAUACCAGUGGAAUUCAAUUUACAAUGUUAUCACCACUAAUUUUGGUUUGAUAUGUUAAGGACGAGGAUGGUAAGCGGGACAUAAGCCAAGCAAGAGCCCCAUCGCUGACGAAAUUGAUAUGUGCAAGAAAGGAAGUACUGAAUGAACGUCUUUUACUUUUUUCUUUCCACUCCAAUGCACAUCCCCAAGGAAAGAAGUGUGCUUACGUUUCUUGUCUGCGUCCACGGCCAUUACUGCUUGUUGUCCCCCCAACCAAUAAACCGAAUCCUUUGUUUGAUCUACCGGACACCUGACUUCCAUUCUAAUAGUUAUGCAUCAACGGCAUAAGUAAGACCCGUUGAAAUUCUAGCACUCAUAGAGGUUAACAAAGGCGAAGCCGGUACUAGCUCCUUGCACGAAUUUUGGGCCUGCGGCGUAAGAUUCUACGAACAGAGUGCCUAGGGAAUGGAUGUUAUACGCAGCAAGUUUGGCCUCCUUGCCAGUUUUCUUACGGAGCUCUAAGCAUUUUUCGAACAAUGGCUCAACAACUUCCCUACAUUAAACGAACAUCACAGUGAGCGAUGGCCAGAAGCAUCUGUGGAUUAAGGAAAUUUACGUGCCUCAUCAGCCGGUCUCAGACCAAUGUACUCUGACAAAAGCAGUUAUCUCUUAUUUCGCGACAGUCGACGUGAGGCAUAAACUCUUCCGAAAAUGGUCAUUAAAAACAUCACCAUACUGCUAAUGUAUGCAAUAUAUACGGGUAAGCGGUAUCCACAAAAUGUACCUGGCAGACCCUUCUGUGAACUCUUGAAUCGUGUGUUUUCAUGACGACUUGGGAAAGCACUUCCAAGCCAUGAGUAGCUAAUAGUCUAUCAUUCCCCUUACAUUACCGAGAUAGUCGAAAGCGGCUCGUACAUCCAAACCGUUCUUACGGCCUCGCCAAGUAAUGUCCAACUUAACUUGGAUGUUCUUAAGCCGUCAUUAGCAGUAUUCCCCAGAGCUCAGAAGAUAUGAACCUAAACUUUCGACACGUCCUUAGAUAGAAGAGAUUGCAUACAUGCACUUGCCAUGACAUGUAAGUUCGAGUUACGCUAUACACGGCUGCAUGCUGACUUUUGGUUGGUCGUCUUUUCAGUGAGUUGUAAGCCAAGUGCCACUAAUUAUUUUUAUUUAAUAAAUUUUCGCUGCUUGUCUAAGUUCAGUCGUACUCAUAGGUCGGUGGUUAAAACGUAGACCAGCGGCCGUGCUUAAUUGGUGACCCAACUGACCUCAUAUUGCUAGUCAAUCACAUAACGAAUAAUCGUCUUCCAUUGCAGCCGUUCAGCGGCUGACUCCACUGCUAAUGUGGUCUCGCUUUUUAGGCCCAAGAGCGUAGUUCUGGGGAAUUGUUGGAGGCCACCCUUCACCACGUCGUUAAUUGGCCACGCUUAUGACCUCAUUAACUCUAGCCGGACUAAACCAAGGUUGUACCUUUCGCGGUUUUGUCCUCGCCACCCGAAUCAGUGAGUAGUGGGGGAAGCUGCCAAGUUAUCUUCCUGACUGACAACGUUGACGUUUGUGAGAGACGCAAUUGGAGGAACAAACUCGGCAAACAGCUGGCCAGCUCGUGGACACGCCUCACUUUCUAGCCACGAGAUUCAAAUCCCCAUAUGAGGAAGGAAGAGUGCUUCAUUGGCCAAUUCCUGACUACUGUCUUAGUUCCAUUGUAAAGGGCCAUUUUCUUCAUAUCACCACCACCCAGCGUUGAAGUUAACAUAGCAGCACAUACGCCUUUGAUAAUGCUAGUUCGACCUCUGCAGGCCAUGAGGUCCACCAUUACUCACAAGGUGGACGUAACCGUGAUUCACGCUUGAUUUCGUUCAUAUUCAGGAGACUUUCACCACAUCCUCGUCAUCGCUCUCCCACGCCCACCGCUUCUCUACGCUAAGUCAGAUGCAAGGUGGCUUAAGCUGCGUGUGAGUGCAGUGGCUAACAAGGCCAGACAGCAUAUCUGCGUGUACUAGUACUAAUUAGCACCUACUUCCAUACGAGCAAGGCUUCAGAGAAAGGGGUGUCUAAAGUUUCUUAUCAAAGAGAGCUGCCAUAAACUCCACAUCAAAUAGGAACAGUUGCAGCUUGACCCUCAGUCCUUAGUAGAACUGAGUUUUCCUGCCAUUUUCGAACCUUCCAGGCUACGGUUAGUAACUUAUCUUGAUACAUUAAAAGCAAGCUUAGUCGCUUUCAGCGGGGGAAUUAGGCUCUAAGCCAACGCCAUCCCUUUUUCUUGCCCUUGUGCUAGUUGUUUGUCCGUUCCGAACGCGGCGACUGACAUGAUACAAGGUCGCCAUCUAACGUAGUCUUUUUUCCGGGCUUGGACCUCGCGCUUUUGAAAGUUUCUGUAAGGACCACCCACAGAAAGAGUUGUUGCAGCCUGGUACGGCCUAGAAGGGGGUCGAAUUAUUCCUUCGACGGGCAGCCUUCGAUGCGUUUUGGUUUGUCCAAACGCUCGAGAUCUGUUAUAGUAACUGUUGAGUUGGCUUGUCGUGAGGAUGAAUUUCUCACUAUAUCUCUUCGCUCUUCCAUGCGCCAUUGACGUUUUCAACCCCACCAUGAUCUGAGGUGUCAGGAAGGCCUCCAUCUGAUGUGUGCCACACGCGCCAGUCCUUCAUCGCAUAUGGUCAGACUUCAUCCAUAAUCACGCAUCUCAUACGACGUCACUUUGCAUCACGUAGUUUUUGUGCAAUCGACCUGUCGUGCUUUGCUAAUGGUCGACUGACGCAUGCGUGUGAUCCACCACAGAACCGUGCACAGCCUAGAUGUGUUUCUGCUUGCCUCUGUAAGUGAAGUGUGGACUAGGAUGUUAUGUUAAACGUUUACGUGUAUAUGAAUAUAGCUGAAUGGGCAUUUGCGGGGUCCGGACGUCAUGGGACAGUGUGAACAGAGAGAGAGAGACGUUCAAUCAAACUCCAGUUACUUUGGUGAAUUUGUAAGUGGUCGACCACACCGGCAUGUACUUGGGAUUUGCGGUCGUAUUGUGGGCAGUUUGACACUGUCUACAUUUCUGACUGCCGACCGACGUCCUUUGUAUAAUCCUAAUGUUCCCUCCACGGUGAAUGCGAAGAUGCCCGAUUAGGGUAAACCGGUACAAUAAGGCGGCUGGACUGUAAGGACAGGUAAGAGGAGUGCCUUCAGCGAUGACGCUGGUGGUGGUGGAGAUGGUGUUUUGUUGUUUUCGAAGCAGAUAGAUCCUAUUGAUAUGGUGGGUCCGAAGGUACUACACGAGCCCUGAAUAUCAUUUGAAAACGUACACGUAUUGGCGGCCUUGGGUUUUGCGACAUCGCCCCCGAUGUUCGCCUCGUUCUUGUCUACAUUAUUCGACUGGUUUCAAAAUUUGCAGCCCUAGUUCUUACGCAAUACUUUUGCCCUGCCUAUGUUGUUCGAGGCCAUUCUUAUUAGGUUGGCGGAGUUACAGAUGCUUCGCGGUGUCAUUGUAUUGUCGCCUUUAUCCGUCUCGUUUAGGAAUUCCUAGUGCGACGUCGCCAUAGAAAGUUCAAUUGGACAGACUCUGGAUCACAAUACCAAAAAAUGCACAAUGGCAUCGCUAGUCGCAUCGGUUCUCAGAACAUAGGUGCAGUUUUUACUUGAUCACGGCCGUUGGUUUAGACUGCACACUUAUAUGAAACUUGUGGGCUGGCCGGAUAGACACCAGUCACUAAAGGCAGACCCUGCCUUUUUCAACAAUAUCGUCAGCACCAUACCAUAGAUGCACUUUUCUUCUACUUUGCAGUGAGACUGUUUAAACCGUUCUCACCCAAUGCAUCAUUUAGAAAUCAGACCCAGUCGCUAUUUACGGAGGAGGGGGGGGGGGUCAAUGCCAGAUUAUAGUUGUGCAGACUGUAAGGAAUGUGCCUUAAUCGAGGAAGAAGCUCUAGAAAGCGGGCUGUCCUGGACGUAGUUAAUGUUCUUACCGGAUCCUAUUUCAGUGUUCCCGUGGACAGGUCCUGUUCCUCGUUCCCAACCCGCAACUGCUGCAGGUUACAGCUUUUGCCAGAUCUUAUUACUUUUUGGAACAUACAAGUUUCUAUCGGGCGGUCAAACGUCUCGCUUUCGUCCCUCUAUUUCAAUGACUACGUUGGCUUCAAUAAAUAUGUUCAAUUUUCCCCAAGAUCUUACAAUGCGUUAACGUCAGAGCCACCACCCAGGUAACUAACUGAUGAUUGCAGACGGAAAUUAGACCUGUUGACGUUUAGAGGAUUUCACCCCUGCACAACUUGCAGCCUUUAUAUUUUUUUACCUGCCUUAUAGGAACCUACGAUGAAUGGGGUAAUUGCGGUGUUCUUUUUACCUAGCGAGGCCUCCACCGUAAUUCCUUGCCAGUCAGUGUGAAAAUCAAAUCAGACCAAGUAAACGAAGUUCUUGCGAACCUCUUCAAUAGAGUGACAGUCCAGCUAAUUUGGUCCUCUUAGUGGAUUCAAACUAAUUUGCCGUUUACAUAAGUACACUUCUCGAAGUACUUUAGAAGAUCACGCCUUCCUGCCUGUGAACCAAAGAAUGUCUAGAAGCCGACCACGCGAUUGGAGAUAAGCAUUAGUAACAGUGGACGGCCACCCAUUAAGAUCGUUUUUUAAAUAAACGUUAGGAGGGGCAUGCAGGGAAGGUCGAGCUUGCAGCCUACAUCAGAAACUCUCCACUCAGGCGGAUUUCAAUAACGAUUUUUGAAAGGCUAAGGACCCACCUUCGCGGUACCGUCGGUUCUGUUUUUAUUGACGCAUCUUUCUGCUAUCUGUAUAAGCAUUCUGUCUGUCUACCUGCCCGCGCUGGCACACAAUCUUACAUGGCCUCACACGCCAUUUUCAAAAGGUUUUGGUCGAACAGUAUGAGAAGGAAGGGCCGGUCUCCUGUACCCAAAUACUUGUGUUCCUGGGUUCCCUCUUGGGUUUCAAGAACUUUAUACUUAUUGCCCUGCCCCUCAUAUAUAUAAAACAAAACUUGUAGAAUCCCGUCUCCCGAGCUUAUGCAUGGUGCUUAUUUUGUUGCGUUGUUUGCAGGCUGGUACACGACUGUUUGGAGGAUUUGAGUGCCCUCAAAAACGAGAUUUCGGCUUACUGUUCCUCAUCCGUGAUGAACCAACUACUGCUUGAUCCACAUUCGUCCGAGAAAUCAGUUCGUGUGGACGAUGUGCGCUGUGCUUGCCGGUUAGUUUACAUUCAUGUCCUCUUCUCUCUGGCAUACAAUGCAACCAGGCGCCUUAAGUUACUUAUGCGUCUGCCGAUUAUUUGCACAACAGUAGAUCAUUUCAUUUGUGUAUUUAGUAGGAAGGACUCUCAUUUGCAGACUCUAAUUGCCACCAAAGAGUGCUCGAACAUAAUUUUUUUAUUGGUCCUCCCGUUUCCACAGAAUGACCAACUUGCGCGGUGCCAACUUCUUUUCUUCUUGUUGGUUCUCGGUAAAUGCGGAUGAACUAUCGUCGGAGGACGAGAUAAAGGAGGCUUCCAUGGCCAGUGAUUAUGGUGCAUUGGUUCGCCACUCGCCUCCCAUUUCCAUACAAAAUCGUUCGCAGACGACAAUGCGCACCAGCAUGAUUAAAAGAAACUACGUAUGCAACCACUCACCAUACUUCCACCAACGAGAUAUUGCUGGCAUAUUCAGCACACACAAAUUUACCCGUAUUAGUGUAGGCCGGUCCGACGUUCUUGACACAGCCGUAACUUCGAUUCUUAAAUUACCCUCGACUUUGCCUCCUGUUGUCGGUUCAGAUAACUUUUUGGACGAGGGUACUAUGAGUUUGCCUUCCAAGCGUUCCAGUGAAACUCAGGAAGCAGUGACGAGUAGGCUUAUCCCGCAAGUCUUUCCACAGAGCGCUGAUGCCUUUUCAACGAACAUUCCAAAGUCAAGGUCACGAAAGACCGCAACAUCGACGUUCAGUCGCAUGGAGCAACCAAAAAGCAGCCAAGUUCCUGCUCCCCCUCCUCCUCAUUAUCAUCAUAAUCCAUUCCUUAAGCAGGACACGCUGUCGUCGCAGGAUCCCGAACCACAUCAUAUUAUUCCCAAAAGCCCCAUGGUCAUUAUGUCCGAAUGGAACUUAAGUAGGUUAGCCAACACAAACCAUAGAAAAUCCUAUGAGGGUGCUGCCUCAACAGCCCUAUUCAAAACAUCCCCACUUGAAUCGCCGCCCCACAAACAGCAGCGUGUUACUCAGUUACAGCUUCCAACUCAGGAAAGUCCUGAUGUCGGGGAUGGGAACCGGCGGGUUGACGAGUGCAUCGCCGAAUUUAACACCCUGAAUGUGAAGCCAUGUCAGUAUCGCUGCCCACUUCAUCAUUCUUCUGCUAAAACGUCCAGAACCCAACGGUUCGUCUGCACAGAUGAAAGUUCUCCAGCUCUACCUCCCUCCCCGUCGAACCUUUCUAAUAAUGUGCAAGAUGGCUCUCAUCUCACUUCGCCUCGAUCGCCUUUGGGGUCUAGGAAAUUAGGGGCAAUGCAUGAGUCCUCAUCGUCAGCCAGCCUUUCCAGGUCAUUUAACCUCAGAACCGGUCUCCCGUUGCAAUCUUCACCGGUAAGUACACAACUGUUGCUCCCCUGCUUUCCUUAUCUGCUCCCUCACUUUCCGUUUCCUCUGCCCCUUGUCUAAACUUUCCUAAUGUUGCCAUUGGACUGCCACUUUUGACUUUCAAUCCUGAAUCGCCUUGAUUAACUAGAAGAGUAUUACAGGACAUCUCUAUCCACGCAGAACAGUUCGACCGUCGUGACCGACGAUGUCCACUGCUAGCUCCACAGCAGGGUGAGAAUAGGCACGUUAACUCGCUGCGAAGCUCUCGUAAUAUGCAUUCUGAUGCAGCGUGUGCGCUUUAUAGUCAGCGAAUUUUCGCCAUUGUCAAGUGGCCAAGUGGAAGCUAUCUAUCACCAACUCGCUUCCGGUCUGCAUUGAAACCCUUUUUCAUUAGUAAAGAUUAGUCCGCACCUUCUCAGACACUUAGCUAGGUCUAUUUAAACCCGUUUCUGUAGUCGACUUUCUCGCAGGUUAUUAAUUCAAAAAUGUGGGAAAGGACCUUCUCCGGAUAGCUCGGACUUCAUUUCCCAUUCCUUGGCUUCCAAGGUAGGUAGCUUCAUUUCUCCCGCGUAAAAAUAACGUGUGGGACGCCAUCCUCGCUUCAUGGCUGCGGACAGUUCUAUUCUAUGGAGACUGUUUAUACUUUUGUAAGAAUUGUGUUGGUGGGCUUUUCAGUACACAGCAGAACAGCCGUCCGCCUGGCUGAUUACCCUAAAAAAGCGUGCGCGCUCAUCAUGACCAGCCUCACACAAUGCUUCGUGAUUUAGAGUGUAGGAUGUAGAAAAUCUGAAAAUGCAUUUCAAAGGGAAAAUUCCAUCGUCGUGACCGCAACUAAAUUAAGGACAUUAGCCUCACUAAUUUGAAUUUAUCAUGCUCAGCUCUCAUCCUUGAGGCUGCAACUAUUGGUGGGGAUCGGAAAAUCUGCUGAAUGCGGAAACAGCCUUCACCUCGGAUGUACUUUGCUGCCCCAGAGUCCAACAUCCCUAGAGAGAAAGUACACAACAUUCAGGCUGCAUGGCCAGAUGUUUCGUGAUUGGGUCAGUAGGUUGAAAUACUCUUUCGAACCGGGUAUUUGAUGCCUCUUCUAGAACUCGCCUAGGGAGCAUAGUGGCCUGCUUUAUAACUCCUGAUACCGACAGUCUCCUUUUUGCAUAAGAUGUCGCAUAACCAACCCACACGUCUUAAUGAUGGUACGUACGAUCAUUAAAGUCAAAGACAUGUAUUUUUUUUACUAGUGAACACUUAAGAUAGAGCUGAGCAAACUUUAUGACUUCUCGACUGUAAGCUGGUAUCAGAUGGAUUAUGGAGCAGGCAUGAAAUUAGUUGAUUAAAACGAUCUUUACGUCGUUAGCACUUAGAUUAUUCUCCACCUGAAUGUUAAUGGUCCCUGGUAGCCUCCGCCACUAAAGUCAAAAAAUGGGAAUCUACCAUACUUGGGUGGAUGAUAUUUCGAUUCCGGCUCCCAGAGCCUGGAUCAUUUGUACUUUUUUGCCGAUCUCAUACCGAGAUGUAUUCUUGGAAUUAACCCCAGCCAGCUGUUCCUUGCACGCCUUACCUCCCUGUUCCCUCUUGGAGUUUCCGCGCUCACUCACUCUUGCCUCCCCUUUCUAGGCUUUUCAUUGUCUUCACUUACAUCCAACGAUCAGUACUGGUAACCUAAGCGCACGCUAGCGGGCGUGACAAUAUCUGAACUUGCGCUGACGUAGAAAUUAGGCUUGUCAGAGUAGCUGACAGUAGUUAGUUGUAAGUCAGUAGCUGACCCGGUUGUCUUUGCGGAGUUUGUCACCACAGCAUCAGUUACCAGAACCAAAAAAGGACAGUAGAAAGCAUCAUCGGGUCACUAGAUAUGAAUCAGGGCAGGGUCGGUUUACACCGUCCUGGUCCGAGGUGCAAGCGCAAUGUGGGCAAGGUUAAAACGGAAAAGGGCAACCUGAGGUUUCGGUGUAGAGGUGGGGUUUUGGCUAGUGUCAGGCUAAGAAUUAAGUUUAGGGUUGGAGUUAGUGUUAAGCUUAAGGGCACCGGUUAGAGUAAGGGUUUGGAUUGCGGUUUACGUUUACGUUUUGCGUUAAGGUUGGGGUUAGGGUAGGGUUAUGGUUAAGAUUGGGGUUAGGGUUUGAGCUAAGGUUAGGGCAAGGAUUUGGGUCAGGGUUAAGAUUAGGCUUAGGGUUGGGACUAGGGUUUGUGGUAGGUUUAGUGUUAAAUUAAGGGUUAGCGUUAGGUUUAUAAUUCCGCUAAGGAUGAGGUUUACUUUACUCCUCUGCAGUUAGGUUUGUCGUUAGCUUGGGGCUAUUGCUGCCUCGCGUGUCCUGCCAGCCAGGUCAUUUUCGGGGAUUUGAGGCCUUCUUCAAUCUCACAACAGAUUUGUCACACACAGCAGGUUGCCUUUUCCGUUUAAACCUCGGCUACUUUCCCUACUAACGACUUCAGUAUACCCUUCGGCCUACCUUCCUUUCAAAGCCCACAUUGCACCAGGGCUUGGGACCAGGACAGCAUAAUUGACCCCUGCCGGGCCAGGUUUCUCAAGACAGUGUCACAAGUCUAGUAAUUCUCGGUCUCACAGAAUGACUUAGAGGACUCUGACGUUUAGCUGCUGCAACUGAAAUCGACAAUAAGCAUUGCUUACGUCAUGUCACCCGCAUGCCCCUACCGGCGUUUGGCGCGUGAGCGUUCAUUUGCUGACGGUGACGCUCAACAGAAAAUAAAACAAGGCGAUAAGGUCAUAAAGCAAAUGCCACUUGUAGGAAUUCCUUUGUCGCCCCUUAGGACGCUCGGAUGCAGUAGUCUUCCCAGUGCUAGGCUCAUUUAAAGUACUCUAGUUUCAGUUGAGCGAAAUUGGCAGUGCUAAUCACAGUCUUUGUUAAUUCAUUUACAUGCGACCACCGAAACACAGUCUUUAAGUUCCCUAAGGACCUUGACAUUUACGUCUUCCCACGAUGUUUACUUUUUGAAACAUCUUAUCGCUGAUAUGAACGAGCUCUAGACCUCCAUUAUUUGUUGUCGGCAUAUUCCUGAUACCAAACGGAACAUUUAUUUUUCUCUGCCCAUUUGCCCUUUGCCCUCCUUAUUUUAUUUUAAUAAUUUAUUUUUCUCUAGGUUCCAGUAAAACGCAACAACUCCACGAGUUUCGACUUUGACGACUCGCUGGUUUCAUACAGGCCUUCAGUAAGGUGGGUUGAGACUGCACUGGAUCCUCCCUUAUGCGAAUUUCCACAGUUUGAGUUUAAUUUAAGACACGAAGCAGGCCAAAUGAAAUCACUUUAUUCAUAAGAAGGAGCCUCGAUAGUAUAUUACGGUUGCAAGCAAAACGCCGUAAUUGUCAAACGUCCUCGCGGCUGACCUAAGCUUGCAUCUGCACUCUACUAUUUUCCGGCUACAAAAUAACUUAAGGGCGUUAUUUGAAGGUAGAAUUUGGUCCUUGGUCACCCUUUUCGGACGUAUUUCUCCCCUCCCUCACGACUGUCGCAACAGUCGCCAUCAGUACCACCAGCACGACCGCUGCCACAAUCGGCGGCGGCGCGGCGCCAGCAAGUACAGCGUUAGUCGCAGCACUGCUGCCGCUAGUACGACUGCUGCCGGUUCGACUAUCGGGAACGAUUAUGCUUACUGUGCGCCCCACGGUGUGGUGGGCGCAGAACGGUGGCUUGCGCGCGAAUUAGUGCAAAAUACUAGCGGACUUGCGCAGCGUCUGCCGCACUCCCUCCUCCCUCACCUGCCAGGACCCGGUGGCAAAGACAGAGUGGGGACUACCGGGGCGAGCCAGGGCGCGGUGGACGACAAAGCCAGGCAGCUCGUUUACGCGUGACGCACCCAACCUGGUUCCCGCAUGAUUCAUCAGGUUUUCACUACAGGGGGCGGUUCAGAUCUGACCAAAGUGGGAGUGUCAUAGAGACCACAUCCAGAAGGAGCCACUGAACCUGGCUCCCAGUCCUUCAUUCGGUAGUCCUACAUACGCACAUACUGCUGAGUACUCUGGGUUAUCCCGUCGGUCAGCAGUCUUUCAGGCCACGACUUUUAGCGCGUCGUGAUAGUCUCAGACACGUCAGAUCUAUGACAGUGAGGAAUUCAAUGAAGUGCUGUGGGGAUUAAUUCUCUAGAGUUGACUUCACUUCGUCUUCCCUCCCCCCCUCAUGCACUACUCCUCUGUCCGAGCAUGUCAGUCAUCGCGCGCGGAAAUUGGACGCAGUGACUGACGAAUCUAGGAUAGCCCGCCCACUUUUGCCACACGACCUGUUGAGCAAAUACUGCACUGGGGUACAGCAGCGAAUCCACAUCCCACUCGCGUGACAGCUGCAUGUUUUUGGUGAUGUGGAGCGGGUCUGGGAAUGUGUGGGCUGCUAAGGCGAAAUGCAGUGAUGAGGUUUGAACUGUGAAUUUUAACCGUAGGUUUUCAUGGUGGUGCAUACGACCAAGUAGGCUCAUGUGGUUUCUGAAUUUCCUGGGACAUCUUGAACAGGCGAAGUGCGUGUGGGGUCUCCAUGCUCCGGCUCGCCGGUCUCGGUGACGGAUUCACAAGUGACCUGUCAGGCUAAUGCAGGAUGAGAAAGUGCGAUCGCCAUGGGAGCGGCUUGGGACCGAAUCCGUAUUGCUGGUGGAAGAAACGAUAUUAGUGGUGGCCGACGGGGCGUUGGUGUUGUGGUUGUGGAAACGGUGAAGACUAGUUUAACUUUGUUAGACUUAAAUAGAACUUAAAAUACGCAGCUGAGCUCGCGGGAAGUAGUUAUUAGGUUGAUCUGUCUUUUGAGGUUGUUUGAUAAACUAGCGUAACCGUGACAGCACUGUUUGUUUAGGGCCACAGUGGACAGUUUCUAUGUCCAUCUCUUAAGUAUGAACUUUCUGUCCCACGCAACUGCUCACACGAAUCACAUCAGCUGAAAUGGUCAUGGUCGUUGACGUACACUGCGUACCGUCUUUCUUUUGGACAUACUUUCAUCAAAAAUCUUUCAUGUGGGAAAUCGCAUCUCACUUCUUAAAAAGGCGGAAAGAUCUCGUCCCUUGUGGGAUGUUGUGGCCUAGACAACCCGGGGUACCCCGCACUACACUAGUUUGUUUAACUCUACCGAGCGCCUUGAAAUGCCGCUUAGCCAGUUUCCUUAAUGUGCUCAUUUCUACGUAAGGGCGAACAUUGCAACCAGCCGGUUGCUCUAACAAUGUCUAGUCCACUUCCGUGAAAAUAUGGGCCAGUGAGCAGUAACUCUAUCAAGUUUACACUUCCGGCUCGUUAGAAGAAAUGCGGCCUUCCGAUCCAGCCUUAAAAGCCAUGUUGAAUGUUGGGUUUGGAAAUGCAGUCCUUAGCUAUCAAGAGGAUUUGAGAGAUUGUAAAAGAUGACUGCAUGCCGUCUGCAGUCCGUUGAACGAUUUUCAUGCCAAUCAAACUGUCGUUCUGACAUAAUUCCGGCCAAAUACCUACUUAGUGUUAUAGAACACUAACACUAACUUUACGCUCACUGUGCGCAACUCAGAUGAUUUUCGUGAAUGUCAUCAACGGAAUUUCCCUUAACUCAUUGAGCGUGUCUGUAGCGGAUCGACAGUGUCAGGUUGCUUCUGAGAGACUUGUUAGCAUCAUAUCCGCAGGACGGCUGUAUCUGGGGGUACUUUCACUGUGCCCUGUAUAUUUUAAUGCUGAUGCAUUAGAGGUGGUGUUUGAGCGAUGGCGUGAACAGCACUCCCACUAUAUUGUUGAAACCUCACUCAUUAAGGAGUGUUGAUCGGGCUGAUUUAUCUCGCUGAUCCGACUUGUUUAAUGACAGUUGGAUCUUCGGCACAGGCGACGUCUAAGUUUUGCCCUACAGCGGGAUGUGCGCAGGGAAGGUGACUUGUGCGUGAGUUUGUUUAGAGCGAUUGCAGACUCGUGCUGCAUCUACCGCACUUUUUCUUCACCCUCUUGGGCACGGUGUCGAGACAGCGUCAAGAAGACUGGAGGUGGGUCGGGCUAACAAGACUAAAAGGCCUGCCUGCGUGUGCAACACGUGCCUGGUCCACGCACAAUGAACCGGGAUUUCACCAAAACAGCGAGUGACGGCUCGGAUCCUGACGGAUUCAGUGCCAUAAAUGUCAUAUUAAGGCGCCAUUGUACCCAGUCUCUCCGUCCUGAGAGAAAGACCGAGUUAUCCUGUCAGUUGGCAGUCUGGUCAGAUGUGGUUUUGUAGCCCCGCCUGAAGUAAACAAACGUUGGUCACCUCUAAUAGGGGACCGGUGGUAAUAGGGGUUUUUACAGGUGGAGCCGGGAAACGCACAGGCGACGAGUUCAAGUAGUUGUGUGCAAAAGAAAAGCUAUUGGGAGUGCGUGGUUGUACUUUCAAUGGCGGAGAAAUAGUUGCGCUAACCCUAACCAUAACCCGCAACCAUAAAUCCUACCCCCUAACCCUUAACCCCGACCCCAACAGUAUUGUGUCCAUCAGGUGGGGCCAUCAAACCACAUCUUACCGCAGACUUCCAAACCACGGCUUUUGGCGCACCGUUAUAGUUUAAAGGAGCGUUAGAUUGUUCAGUAAGUGAUCUACGUUGGAUGCCGUAGCGACGCAGUUCCCAGCGUCCACUUCACUCUCCUCCCUCUCCUAGGCAUCAAUGCACUGUCCGAGCCGGGCAGUCAUCUGGUACGGAGAUUGGGCGCAGGGACCGACAGAACUAGACAGCGGUUUGCGCGUACCAUGCACACUACCUGGCCCCCAGCACAGCACACCAGGAUUUCACGGAACUACAUUAAGAACUACACCAAAAAACCACCACAGUCUGACUACUUUUCAAAUACGGACCAAAACACCCUCUCACCUGUCCAUGUUAUGACUUUUAGUGAGUGGUGACAUCUCAAACACAUUGGAUCUAAUUUAUGAGGAAUGCGGCAUUUGUCGUGAUGAUAGUUUCUCCAGUUUUAGCCACUCUCUCUCUCAUGCAACAGUCGCUUGUCUGGCCUGUCAACCAACCGGUAAUGAGAUUGGGCGUGACUUGCGUCUUUGUCUAACGACUGCAACGCGAAUGCGCAAGCACAGUUGUGAACUCACGCAGAUUCGGAGCAGUCCAACUAACAGAACGCUGCCUCCUUUUUCGCCCAUCCCAAAUUCGGUGUAGCACAGUUUCCAGUAGGAAAAAAAAUAGGGGAGUAAGUGGUGUCUAGACAGUGGAUUCAACCCAAGUAAAAAGAUCGCUGAGGAGUAUAAACAGUAGACAGUAGACAUACCUCUGCCAACUGCUCUUUUAGAGUUUCUCAACGAUGGCCUGGCGAAGUUCCUUCCGCGUGGAAGCUUGAGGAUGAAUACCACACGGAGGAGUGGAGAGGGGGGCAGUCAAAGAAGACCGUGGGAGUAAAAGACGGGGCAUGCUCACAAGAAAAGUGGGUAAAUGGGUAUUAACGAAACACUGCGCAUGCAUCUGUGAAUGCGCAUAUAGUGGGAAAGUGUAGGGAGUACCGGAGUAGGAGUGAAACGAACAGACUCUCUGUCGCUUUUUAAUUUCCCCAGAAAUUAUCUACGAACUCGGAGAAUAUCAGUUUAUUCAAGGUCUAUAGGUACAGACCGAGCAUUUUAUUUAUGAAUAUUUGGGACGAGGUCCAUCAGGCACGGCGGAUAACCGCAUAAUAUUCAUUAACUGCCGACAGGCAGCUACUAGUGGUAUACUCUAUUCACGCCCCGUCAAGCUUUGUUAAUUUGCCUAUUCUUACUCUGGCUUUUGCCUGCGUCUCCGCCAAGAUUCAACAUACUGGUCAUGACAUGAAAAGCGCUUCGAAUGGUAGGUCAAGUCUCGGUAAGUAAUCAUUAUGAUGACUGCACCGAUACGACUGGUUUAGGCUUUGUUGACGGAGCAGUAACGCGAAACUGCUCUUACUUUGCCACUUCACCGGCAUCUACUUGAGUUCGUAGGAAAUACAGAAAGUUCACCUCCAAGCUAGUUCGUCGACAGAUAACGACGUGAACAGACUUAGCAGCCUAUCUCGAGUAAGAUCUGUCGGCAGAGAUUACCUCUGAUGACUGUAAAUAUUCCCUUAUUAUUUUUGGAAACCACAGCAACUUAAACUGACAAUCCGUAGUCUCGUGAACAGAGAGCUUCAUAGUUUUGACUGGGCCGCAUUUUAGCUGACACCGACCUCCUCCUUCUUUCACAGGCUAAUGUCCGGCUCUUUCCGCCAGUGUUUUCUUGUCAUUAUCAGUAUGUAUAAGCACAACGGACACCGUCUCCCCUCAUUUCCUCCUGACCCUCUUGUCUUACUGAAUUACGCGUCGGGUGGAUGGGAAUUUUAAGCACCGUGCGUAUCAGUAAGAUUUCCACUGAAGCUGAUGGCGCUAGGAUACAAAUCCAGUUUCCUCACCCAGAAAAUGUGUUUAGUACGGAAAAAUGGGACCCCUCAUCCUUAUCAUCUAAUUUCUCCCCCCAGUCUUCAGACUUUUACACCGCAGCCGAAACACGUGACGGCCUGGGCGUCAACGGACGCGGCACCUGAUCAGUUGUCACCUGUCAGCGUGCCAUCAUUGUCUACUGCUGCUGCCGCUGGCGCUCAAGUAUCGGCCCCGUCAGCAGCCGUCAGCAUUAUCGCCACCACCCAGUCCAACCUAUCCGUCGGCCCGCAGUAUGGCAAGGCUCAGAAACGUCCCAACACACUCUCUCUCAAAGGCUCUACCAACGAACGGCGCACCUCAAAACGGUCUGCUACCACCGCCUCUGACACCAACAAGUUCAGCUGUAGCGCUCCGGCCCCUUCCACUUACCUCUGUCUGUCUGGCGCCUUUCACACACCCACUUCCAAUGAGGUUCUUCCCUCUGGUGGUGCUGUCACCACUCCUCAACCAAUCACUUCUCAGCAUCUUCUUAUUAACUUUGAGGUUAGCCGUUAGUGGAUCCUCUUUCUACCUGCAUCUUGCCCAUCCUCGUUAUCGCACUUCAUUUUUAGGUGCUCCCUAGCUGCAAUACUAAAAGAGCAUUUCUUAGAUUGUGUAAUAAGGACGCGGGUAGUUACAUCUCCUCCAAAACUAGCAUUUUUAUUGGUGGAUCAUUAGUCCGCCGUCAUGUUUUACGCCAUAUUACUUAUUGCGCGAUAUUGACAAAUGAUAAUCGUUAUUGCCAUUCUUAUUGAUAUCACUGUUUUAAAAUCUGCGGACUAGUGCGCUGCCUAAUAACGCCCAAAUCGUUCACCCAACACUGGCACUGGAGAUAUAGUGACUGUCGAAUUGUUGCAUUAAGGCUUAAACUUCUGAUCGAUUCUCUUUGGGCAGUCGGCCAAAAACUGAUCGCCCUUCAUAAAAUUAAAAAUAUGUGUUCCAUAAUGUUAGUGUAAGUGCCCUGCAAAGAUCUUUUAGAUGUGAAAAAGUGCCCUCCCUCCAGAAAGCUCCCCGGAUCGCAUCGACCUUUUUGUUUCACGGUGGUACAUAAAAAACCAAAGACUUAGAUGUAACUGUAGCGUCUGUUUAUCAUAGCAGACUGUGGGAACUGGGAGGAUUCGCGCUGCCGAAAAACUCUUACUGUGAACCAGGAUGGAACCGUCGACCACCUGAAUUCACACCGAUUGGCCCACCUACUGAUUCAUUGCAGCCACGCCUGCCGUCUCUGCGAAUCAAAGCCUAAUUUGUUCUUAGUGCAAAUGGGUCCAUGUUUCUAGUUAAGUUAUCGGUGGAACUCUAGACCUUGAUGGCCUAAACCCCUGAAUGUAACUUGCUGCAUUCCGCCCUCUCAGGGUUCACUCAGAAUACAUCGUUAAUUUACUUAACAUUUGUAUGGCUUUGGCACCAUGUAUCCUCCGCCUGAUGAUAUGCUUUCCCUUGUUCGCAGUCUCUUUGGACAUGUGAUACAGUGCAACUUCCUGACCGCAUAUGACCGUCGACGUGUUCCGGACCUUAGCACACUUUUACGAUAACUAGAUACAUUCAACCGUAUUGAAUCUUUUACCUUUAUCAAAGAAGCUUAGAGGCACCUAGAUUGAAUCGUCAGCCUCCUACUCCCACUCCGUCUAAAUGACCAGGCAGGAGUCACUUCGGCAGUCGAAACCGCACAAGCAUUUGUCACCACCACAUCUCAUUGCUCAUAUUUUCCGACGAGCACAUAACCCAUUAGGCGUCGGUAGUGACCAGACCGACCGGAGCUACCAGGGUAGUUUCUAUCUCAAGGGGAUACUUGGUUUUUGAAAUUGUACCCGGCCGUACUAAGUGAACUGUUUCAGCCCUCUUUCACUCUUUCCUGGAAUACGAAGCAUGUUCUGCCGCAAAGUACUCCUUAUCUGGGAAGAGUAAGGUACUUUCAGCUUUCUUGUUGAGCGGAUUACAAUUUCUCGAUCUGGCGUCGCUAACCCUAAUCUAUAACUCAUUUUCGGGUAAAAACUGCUCCUCUCUAGACUCGAGGACGUUUUAUGAAAUGCUGAUUGUGGCUAUACACGUCGUCGAAAGGAUGCGGACGGGAGCACCACCCAUCAUCACCCCAAUUCUCCUAUCAGAGUGACUUCGUCCACUUUAUCAGCUUGCAAUGUUGAUGUUCUCCUUGGUAGUCCCACAACCCAACUUUGCCCGCGUGCAAAUGACCCUAUACGAGGUGGACAUUGCCGCUCUCAAUAACAUCCCGUACUCCGAAUAACGACAGCUAAAUGAGGUCGGCACAGGAUACACUUUCUUUUUAUAUUGACAAUCCGGAGAAAGAAGGGCGAGAGGUUGAAGCAACGACAUCGUCAGAAAGUUACCUUAUUGGGACUUGGACUCAACGAUCGUCUCACAAGAAUGAGGCUUCCCCCUCCAGGGGAUAAAUUCACCACGGUCGUCAGCGCCUACUUCUCCAAAUGACAAUUCAUAACAACAUGAAAGACAAAUUCUACAAGGAAUUGUCCACCCUCCCGCCGCCCGUGUCAAAGACAGGCAAACUUACAGUUGUUGGCGAUUUUAGUGCAGGAGCAAGUGCAGAUCACGUUUCCUGGGAAAGAGUGCUCGGUCAUCACGGCGUGGACACCCGCACCGGUAGUUGGACCCCCUGCUGAAAACCAGCUUAGAACACAGUCGCUCCACCAACAACACUGUCUUUCACCUUUUCAACCACAAUAGGAUCACGAAGGCACACCUCCGUUCUCGCUACCGACACCUAAUGCGCUAUGUGCUCGUCGGAAAAUAUGAGCAAUGAGAUGUGGUGGUGACAAAUGCUUGUGCGGUUUCGACUGCCGAAGUGACUCCCAUCUGGUCAUUUAGACGGAGUGGGAGUAGGAGGCUGAAAAUUCAAUCUAGGAGACUGCCUCUGGGGAAGAAAGCACCAGCGACGUUGCACCCAGCAAAAGUGGACAACGCUGAACUCAGACUGGAUCUCGUCAGAUUCCUGAACACCAAUCUAGAGCAGAUACAACCAUGUUGGAAGCAGAUGAAACAGGCUGUAGGACGUCAAUGACAUUACAGCUGUGCGAGUCUGCAGUCAAGGACUCGAAUCCUGAGAACAGCGGGGCUAUUUCGAUGGCGACGAAAGGUGCACGUCAUCACAUGGAAAAGAACCUGCCUUACAGGGCAUAUACGAACGGCGCGAACCGCCUCAAACAAACCCGCACUCUAUCGCUGCCAAAGGCACCUGAAACGAUAGCUGAAGGAGUUGCAGCGUAACUGGUCGACUGUCACUGCACAUAAAAUCUGAGGACUCACUGACUGUGAGGAAUCACAGAACAUCUUCGCCACCAUAGAGGCAGCAUGCAACUCUUAACACACCAGACCGAGCCGGUGCUUAACUUAGCCGGAACAACCGCGUUCUUGGACAAAUUGCUAAUCGUAGAGUGCGGGACUGAAUACUUCAGGUGUAUCAUUAAUCGUCCUUCUUCUGUCCGCGUUGAAGCCAUCAACAAAACCUCUAAAGUGGAAAUUAAUGCUAACUUUGAUUAUCCAUGUCCUUGCAAGAGACGAUCAGGGUAGCCUGACAGAUACACAGGUGCCCAAUAGAAAAUCCUUGAGUGCUGACUCGAUUCAAUUGAAAGUCUGUAACUAUAGAGGUCGUCAACUUCUGUAUAAACUGAUACCGAUGUGCACGGAGAUGUGGUGACGCGUACGAGUUCCGCAGGACCUCGGAGACGCCGCUAUUGCGUACUUCCACAAACCUAAAGGAAACCACAGGUGUGCGAUUGCCAGUUGAGUUUCCUUCUUGCCUGUAUGGCAAGUAAAAGAUUUGCUUGCGUGUUUCUUAAGUGUUUGAAGUUUUGCCUGGUAAAAAGGCGUCUCCAACAUGGGCUGUAAUUGAUAGAGCGCAUUGUUUAUCCACAAAAGAACCCGGCUCCUCACAAGCUUCCUUCCUCGAUUGAUUACACCGCCAUGUCUACCACAUACUCACGGCUGGACCUGCCUGAAAUUCACCUCUAUUACUGCUGUUUAAAACGACGUUUGCUCGUUAGGCAGCAAUAUCACCGACAUCACAGGAUACGUGUAAAACCAUCGCGACACGCCUGAAGAACCACUUCCAUGAUACCCGAACAACACCCUGUUCUCACCAUGCUGUUGAGCAGAUGGUAAACAUCGUCGGUAACGACGGUCGAACUGUCGGAUUGAAUUAUCGACCCCAGCCCGCCCACUGCUUUGGUAACCUGAGUUUCACUGAGGCCUGCACAGUACUUAUGGUGCGUUUUCAUUCUUUUUGCGGUGUGUAUUAGUGGGACAGACAUACAACCCCAAGCUCCUGCCUGACAUUUGGGUAUGUAAUUUUGCAUGCAUCGCUACUUUGUCUCCGUUCCGAAUUUUUCUUCGCCUUGGCUUUUUAUCGCGUCCUACCUUUUUCUCCCGGCUCCUUUUAUACAUUUCCUUUAUUCCCCCUUCCGCCCCCCUCUGGUUCCAAAUGUACUAUUAGUGUGCGCAAUACUGAGGCCGAUUGAGCGUCACUGAGUAGACUCUGCGCAGAGAGGACUUACUCUGUCACUGGCAGCUACAGGUCCUGUGAUUUCUGUCUUUUUUGUUUCGCUACUCCUUCGUCAAUGUGUGUGUGGAACUGUAAGGUUUCUAAAGUGCUCACGUCUGCAAGCACCGCAAUUUUACCUUUUCGGGCUUGCCAUGGAUGAAGGCACACUCCAACCCUCCGUGACUUCAGCUCUUGUGUGUAUGUAAAUGCCGUCUUGUACUUUAUAACCCUGCACCACUGUGAUCCACUAAAGUUGAGCGGGAAUCACUACAUCCCGCCUACACCGGAACAGUUAAAACUCAUGACCGAAGUUUUCGAUAAGGCUUUCAAGUGAAAAUAUUACCUAACUGAAUUCGCGAAAUUGUUCGGCGGUCAGCAUGGUCAUAAGUUAAUUCCCCCAUGAUAACAUGCGGGCUUUGAAAUGAGCACUUUUUCAACCAACUUUGUAAAUGCCGGUCGGGAAGAAAUCACCACUUGAGGUGUUUGCUUUGUAAGUGGAUUUUUUGACGCGUGAAUACCCCCAGUCAUAUGUUUUUAGGUGGGAUGCAUUAAAAACCCAUAUAUCAUAAUAUUUUGCGCGGACCACGUUUUUUUGAGCUGUAUGCCCGAGGGCGAUAAUUAGGGCUUGAAAGAGUUCAAUACCCGCCCAUUUUAAACACAGCUCAGCGUUGGAAAGGUAAUACCGACAAAGACAAGGGAGACCGGAAUGGCCAUUUCUGGCUUAUUAGCCGUCAUCAGCCAGUCAUACCCAACCCCAAGUGUGGAUCACUUGAGAUUCGAACCCGGGAUCUUUGGUCAUGGAGUUGAACGCUCUACCAUUGAGCCACGGGCCCGUUGUCCUGUCGGCGUUGUCCUCAGCGUUCUCUACUGCUCUCAACGUACAUACUAUUUAUGUUCUCUGAUGCAAAUUCAAAUGGCCCUGCAUGCCCAAAUAUAGAGGUCGCUUAGAUUGUGCAGUUAAAUAAUCAUUACAUCCUCUUUUCCCCCACACUACUUCAUUCCCAGCCCGUGUAAAUGUUUUACCUACCGGCAGUUUGCAGUCCAUUUUCGACGCUUUGUUUUUUUUUUAUCAUUCGAUAGGAUAUUUCCCCCAAUUGAGGACUUAUGGUUGUUGGAUGCCCCAGAGUAUCACUGAAGGUUUCAGUGUUUAGCGUUUACACGCAGCACUAUCCUUGACGCGUGCUAGACGAUCUGGACCGUAGUACGGAAAUUCCACCAUGAACCCAGUUGGUUUCAUGCCAACUUCCUGGGCAUGUAACGUUAGUUAGGGGAGCAAACUGCUGACGCAAUAUUUUUAUUCGCCUGACACUUCAUUCACAUUGGGGUUCUUCAUCAGAUAGAAGUGGCGGGCACACUGAAAGUGCAGUAUUUAUAGGAUGUGGCAACUACGCUACUAGAUGCUUAGUAAAAUUAACAUCCCUCAUAUUCAUCGCAAAUGAUGGUGGGACGAUUGCUUUGUCGCACACAUCCAAGCUGUCAAGCUCCAUGAUUUCAUCAUUCGUGCCGGUGUUUGGCACGAUAAUUAUACGCCCAUCCUGUCCUUCACGAUGAUUUAGUCAUCGUUAAUCUCAAAGCCUUAUUAGGGUGCCGCUGAAUGAGUCGCAUAUCGCGAAUUUGUUUGAUUGAUGCUUCCCCGGGCCGUAGGCCGCCAACAAGCACGCUGCUGUCCUACCUCCUCAUUCAGCGCUUGCCCUUUGUCUGAUAGCAGUUGCAUUUUGGUGAGCCCAUUAAGUAUUAUGACUCUGUCAGAGUAAACUAAUUACUCAUACUGCGAUCGUCGUGUGUGUGUCCCCAAAACGGGCCACGUGAUAGAUGCUCUGGUCCAACCCGGGGGCCAUAUCGGAUUCUGGCAGGCGUUAUCGGAUUGCGCAUAGUUAAAAAUGCCAACAUUUCGGGGUGCGGGGGCAGACCUGGUUGCCGGCAGCCGUCGCGCACACUGGGACCCCUGCCGCCCCCCUCCCCCCGUAGUUGUUGUCGGUCAAAAACCUGGUCGUUUGCUGUGUGGACCAGGGGUGUGGAGUGGGGCGCCAAGGUGCGGGCUCGACCGUGCCAUCCACCUGCGCCCUCUCCCGCCUCUGGUCUUCUUAACUCUGUCUUGACACCGGGUCCAAGUGGAGGAGGAGAGAGAUCGGUAGAUUCUGUGCAAGUCCACCAUCACUAUAAACUAAUUCACGCACAAGUCACCGUUCCUGCUUCACCAUGCUGUGGAGCAGAAGGUGGACAUCGUUGGCAACGACGGUCAAACUGUCGUGUCGCGUGUGAACGCUGCCUCCAUUGCCAUCGCUGUUGGACAAAAUUACUGAGUCAUUAUCCGGCUAAUCGCUAACAUCAGUGAUGAAGCUGCGGUGAUUAACGACUCGCAUGAGGAUAACUAAGCGAUUAUUGCACCAAACACAACCAUCUGCGGUGAAUGCACAACCUACUAAUUUAGGUAGGCCUUUAAUGGCGACGUAUCUACUGCACCACCUGCGCGUUCGUCACCUCUAUAUGUUAUGGUCCCUGGUGACCAGUUUGGUAAACGCCAGUUGGACAGAAUCCUCAUUCCAGCGUCCAGGUCUUCGUCCCAUCGGCCGCCUGGAACUUGCCUUUCUACUUUUAUUGGAAAGUGACUUUUUCGUUUGUCUUAUAUGCUGUCAAGGAAUGCAUACAGGCAUCGUGUAUCGCCGGAAACACACUGCUGAAGUGUCAUUUUUUUCGGAUACGACCUACGCAAGUGUUAGGGAAGGUACUUAAUCAAAUGCCAGAUUUUUCCGCUACACGAACUCAGUCCUGCUGUUGUAGAAAGAAUGUGAAAAAAUAUGGUAGCUGGUGCCCACCGAUCUCGACCCUUUGUGCCUUGGGACUCGAUCUAGAGCACCACAGGCAAUUGCGCAUCGACCAUUAAUGUAUGCUGUUUGGAAAAUAUGAUUUACUGUGCUCCAUUUACAAGAAGUGACGUUCAAUUUUAAUUUGGUACUUGGAUAAAGAGAUAUUUAACACUUUUCGACACGGGAUUUUUUUGAAACUCGUUCGCUCGUUCAUGCGACUUGCUGUCCUCUUCUUUACUAAUGAUGUGCAAAUAGUAGGCGACCUGGUCCAUAUUGACCACCAGAGGACCUCUUUAGCUGGAUAUUUUGAUUUCUAUAAAUCCUCUCCACUGAGAAUACAUAGUAUGAAAUUUUGAACUGUUAAGGACAGAUACCAAGAUGCACAUAUUGUCGACGCUUUUCUUCAGUUGCCAGAUUUUUAAGGCAGGGUUUCCCAUAAAAUGUCCACAAGACGGUCAGUCAAAAGUCGGACUGGAACUGACUCAGGGUUAGGUUCCCUACCGAUUAGUUCCGCAACUUUAUCUAGGUAAUGUUGUCAAUUUUAAAGGGCAUCGGCAAAUUUUGGUGAAUGCUUCAGGCGUUUCGACCCGUACCGCAGAGAGUUGAAGCUAUGUCAAACUGUCAGUCUCUUGGUUGUAAUGCAGAUGGUCUUCGAGUGCAAAUAAGCGAUUUCCUCAUAGUGGAUUUCGAUUUUCUCAGGGCAUCCGUAUCCCAUUUUAUUUGAUACACUUAAAGGAGUAGGGUUGCGGACCUAACUUGCGUAAUAGGUUAACUGCUUCGAUUGUGUAGGCUGACUGAUGUUGAAUUCCGUUCUAACUUCUUGGCUUCAGUCCGGGAUGCGUGCAGAUGGUGACAGCCAUACUCUCACGGCCAAUGCCCGCACUAUGGACUUCGCCCUAUCGAAGUGUCAUAUUUUGGCAGUGCUGAACCGGGACUGACACAGCAUCUGACGCCUGCGCCAAAUACGCCUAACUGUGGUGUUGACAUGAUGUCACUAUAUUUGACAGCUCCUGCCACCUGUUCAUGCAGUUGCAUGAAUCCUAAACGGCCACUGCAGCCUAAAUACACAUGCAGGCGUAAUGCUUUCGACCACACCGGUCCAAAGAAAAUCGGGCUCAUAAACUGAUUUACACAUAAAAUUGAAUGUUUAUAUUCAGUGCAAAGUGUGGACCAGUCCAUCACACCGAGCGCUUUUCGCCCAACCUGUCCCUGGUCGAUAGACAAGUUUAAUCAGCUAGGUCACCACGUAACUGUCCCCAAUGUUAAAAUUACUCGGAAUUGAGUGGACCCGACCUACGGUGCCAGAAAAUUCGAGACCCCCCUAAUCGUUAACUUGAGACUUUCGGGUAUGGCAUCCUGUCACCCGCAGUCAUUGCCUUAACUGUGCUUUCCGUGCAAAUCGCCAGCCUCCGAAAUUUACUGUUCCUCGACACGCUCAGUAGUGGAUCGAGCGACCCCUCUGGUCAGGCAUGCAUAUCAUGUGGAUAAUAGUUGACCCUCGUAAUUCACCAAGAAUUGUUGCGUUCAUUUAGCCACUUUUAUCUAGACCUCAAAGUGGACAGUGUGUGAACCUGUGUUAUUACGGUCUAUGGUUCGGAGCCACAAGGUCGUCGAGGCGCCACUUUUUUCUCAGGGAUCCCGCCUUCGUCUUCUUUGCAAUUAUAAUAAUGUUUUUCAGAGGAAGGAUGACAAUGCCAACGAAGACAAGGGAGUCUAGAAUGACCGUUUCUGGCUUGUUAACCGUCAUCAGCCAGCCCCGGGGUGUACAACUGCUCAGCCCUAACGCACAACGGGACAAGUGAGUUCCGUAAAAACGAUCGGUGGGCGCACCUCUACCAUUGUUAAUAUUCCCAAUCGCAACCGGCAGGACAACGAACCCGUGGCUCUAUGGUUAGGGCGUUGGACUUCUAACCAACAGGUCACGGAUGCAGGCCUCCGGGCUGCACACCGUCAGAUUGGGUAUGGCUGACCGAUGACGGCUGACAGGCCAGAAAUGGCCAUUCCUGUCUCCCUUGUCGGCAAUGUCAUUCUGCCUAUAAUACCAGCAGUUGAGCGGCCGCUGGCGGGGCUCGUAAUUGAGCUCCAAGGCACAACGGGACAAGUGAGUCCGGUAACGCAAUGGGUGAGCGCCCUUCUACCAGUGUUAUUCACUGACUUUGGGGUUUCGCGUUCUUUUGCUGCCACGUCAAUGAGCAACAGGACCGGCCUCUUCCGAAUAGACCACAAUCGAAACACACCCGUUGUCGCUUAUUUUGCGCAAGCACAGCGCUCACUACUUAUGUGGAACUUGGAUACGGACUAGUUUUGUGCUGAAGACUGGCGUGUUUGAAGCCUAAACUCUGUCCGUUGUUAAAUCUACCCAGACGACCCCUGCCGUCAUAAGGCCAAACGUCUGUCAUACCCCGAAACUUCCUCUUAGCGUCCCGUUUUUCCACCUAUCUUACAGGAGAGCAUGCUCAACGGACGUAUACCGCCCUCGGGCGUUGUUGACGGCUUUCAAUUAGAAAUCGGAGCCAGUGGAUCAUUCUAUCCCGCCCAUCUGAAGCUGCCAGUUGUGGCCUACUUCUUCCAUCUUUCUGAAGACAAUGCUCCUUCGCCCUAUCUUGGUUUUGUAGACCUUAGCAAUCUUCCAAAUAAACGCGGCUACCACGUUCCAAAGAAGGGCUCUAUUCAGGUGAGUUUGAACUUUUGGUUCCUGUGUGGCUGAGAAGUACAACAGUUUAACAUUCCUCUUUGGUUGCCACUUUUUAUCUCCACUCACCCCCUCCCUCCUCAGAUAAAGCCAUCUGUCACAACUUCAGGGACUUGACGGCGGAGCAGACCGUACUGGUUACUCACAGCCGAUAUACAGGCGUGGGGACGCAGCCUUAUGUAGCCCCGCACUUUGCCAGUUGCAUCACUGAUUCAGCCUCUUCAUCAUUUGCUCCGACGCUAUGCGCCAGUGUCCUUAGUGGGUUGCUCUGCAUCACCAAUUCCUACCAGAACUAUGGAAAUUCUUUUGCUGACGCAUCUAUAACGGGAACUUCAGGGAACACGAAGGACUCCAUAAUUAGCCGGACCGUUCUGUAGCCACUUUUAGUUUGUACCAGUUUUAUGUAUCGUGAAGCGGUGUCCUGUGUAUUCGCUACAGUCACAACAGAUCCUGUGUUGUUCCGGCAUCAAAAAAGUCCUGCCUCAACCUUCUCUUCUGCGUCUUGAUCGUUGGAGGGAAUCUCCCCAUCUCCGUGAACGCUACUGGCUUGGCAUGGUUUGGUGUGCAUGACCUCACGUCCAAUUUCCGCCCAUGUGCCCGUGUCGUUUGCCAAGCCUUUGCUUCCAUCAUAGGCAAAAGAAUAUAAACACACAGUCAGACACGUCUCUACAUUAGCACACUCAUUGGAUAGAAUGGUUAUUUUUAAAUCAGCAGCCAGCUAUCUGUAUCUCACACCUUCAUGCCAGGCUGACCGUUUGGCCUUCCAUUGCGACAAAGCGAUGUGGCGGCCUGCAACGUGGUAACUGAUGAAUCGACUCUCCUGCCACCUUUUUGCUUUAUCCCAUUCUCCGUCCUAAUUUGGUUUCUUCACUGAAGACAACCUGGGGAGCCAGUGUUGAAAAUUUACGGAAUAAAGCUUGUUACGUUUCCUAGAGGACUUAUUGCUUUUUAAUAAAAAUGUUGCUUAUAAUUCUGCUAGUCUCACCCAUCUUCAUCUUUUUUAUUUUCAGUUGGCCCUUUUCAAUCCCUCCAGCUCCCUGCUUAAAGUUUUUGUGAUUCAAUACGACCUGGAGGACAUGCCAGCCAACUGUCAGACGUUUCUACGCCAACGUACGGUCUACGUGCCGGUUGAAAAGUGCCUUGACGACUUCCCAAACGACAGCGGUGGGAAUGCUGAUAGUGGCAGCAGCUGCAGCAUCAGCGAAAAGAACGCUAAAACUACCAGCCGGAGACUUCAGAAUCUCCCAGUCGAUCCAAAAGCCGGUCUUCUGUUUGUUUCUGGAUCCGGGACGCACGAGUCCGACGGCGGUAGCGGUCCUUGGUCCCUUUCCCCGCCCUCCACUCCACCGUCUUCGCUCUCCCGAUCCCACUUAUCUUCUUCCAACCACCAGAGGGGCGCCCCUUCAGUUACUUUCCGGUUGCGGACAGGCAUGGGGGGGAUUUCAACGUCUGAGCAAAGAGAGCACCAACCACAGCGCGAUGGCGGUGAUCUGCUCCCAGCCUACCUUCGUUAUCUAGUACAUUUAAGGUAAUAGCUCAUCCGCCUGCAACUAAUUCUAACCCAUGGAUUGCAAGUCCUCUCCGGUGGCACACAUACGUACAUGCUGCCACAAUUUGCUGGCGUCAAAGUUACCUGUAGGUGUCCGCAUUCGUGCGUCUAUAGCCCCGCGCGUUUGGUGUGCUGGCUCUGUUGGAGAAUGCUGACUAAGGCGAUGGCAACUACAUCGAGGUCAGCGAGGUCACACAACACAGUACUAGUGCUGUGUAGACCUUGUUUGCCCGGCAUUUGACCUGACUAGCGCCGCUCAGUGCAGUAUUCAGCAUGAAUGCUUGUGUGUAGGCUUGUUUUGUUUCCGGUGAUUCUCGCUUACUGGCGUCUAACAUGCGUUUUUACGAAAUUUUUUUCCAAUUCCGCUCUCCUCAACUGUUUUCGUUAGUGGCUCUACCGUCCGCUCAGGGAAGUAACAACUGUCGCCUUAUCCUCAUUCCAUGGAGCGGACCAGAUAAACUGCGCCUCCUCUGUACUUCGAAAAGUUUGAACAAAGUCCACCGAGUUAAGUAGUUAUCUAGAUACACAGAAGUUCAGAUCAUCUCACAGGGUAUUGCAUAUGGUCCCUAGUGAAUGAAAGAUCAUAAUAGAGAAUUCUAAAAGAAGACACUAGGCUACGAAGGUUGUUGUUGUUGUCUGCUUAUUUCUAUUGGGAUACUGAGUUCAAGCGGGACUGUAAACAUGUAUCACUGCCAAUAAUUCGAUAUAAACGAGAUAAGGAGUUCCAGAAAGCAUCAAAGACGGCAACAUGUGGAGGUAGCAGACACAGUGGUGACGCAGUAUCUAUAGGAUGCAGCUGCUGAACUACGAAACGAUAAAAACAGCAGGCCCUGCUCUUGUCGCAGAUAAUUGUGCUCGAUUCAGUGAACACAUGACCUUCCUUUAUGCGAGUCGUUAAUCACCGUGAUUUCACCAGCUGUGUUGGCGACUCAGUAAGUCAGUCCAUCAGAACUGACAAUGGAAGCAGUGUUCACAUACUCGAUCUCAUCGUUCAUAAUCAAUUCACUCUGGCAAAUUCUUAGCACCGAAUAGGAAGGUAGGAGAUCCUUGUGAUUGUUACUUAACUGGGGGUCGGAAAACCAUGACGCAAGAGUCUCGUAUCUCACGUGUUUGCCAACUCUUUCCAGAAUGACGGCGCUGUCAAACUUCAAGGUGUGGACAGGCAAAGAAAUUGGUUACGUAAGUAGCGUUUUCGUGAACACUACAUCCAUUGACAGUGCUAGUAGGCCAAAUCACAGAGUCCUUAUCUGGCUAAUUGUCAACACCAGUGAUGAAAUUGUGAAGAUUAACGACCGUCAUAGAGGACAGUCAGGCAAUCGACAGUUCGACCGUCGAUUGCGACGAUGUCCACCGUGUUUCCACAGCAAGGUGAGAGCAGGGACGGUGACUUGCACGUGAAUUAGUUUAUAGUGAUAGUAGACUCACGCGGCAUCCACCACACUCUAUCCUCCCCUACCUGUACCCGGUGUCAAGAGAGAGUCAAGAAGACCGGAGGGGGGAGGGCACAGAUGGCUGGCGCGGCCGGACCCGCACCUAGGCGCGCCACCACACCCCCUGGUCCACAGCGUACACUUGACCAGAAUUUUUCACCACCACCAACAACAACACCCAACAGGAGUCAGAAGGACGAGGAUGAUGACUGGGUAGCCAUGCCCACCACCUAUGUACGCAGGGGGACGCAAGCGCAUCUACCGGCAGGAAAUCAGGUCUCAGGGAACCGCCUGCGCAUACCAGGCUACGAGGGCCAGUCUGCUAACACUGGCAUAGCACAUGCUUUCAGACCUUCUGACCUAGAAGAGCGACACGUAAUCCUGCAUUUAACUUGGACCGUCAUCCUCCAGGGUUGGGUAACCAAACAGUCGUCGACUGAGAGGAACUACCCCUAAAGCGCGCAUACAAACACCCUCUUCAUAUGCAUGAGUGUCACAGAUCGCUUGAGAAGAGGCCGUGACAACCUGGCUCUCAUCCCACCAGUCCGCCACUUCACACAACGCACAACUGGGCAGACUGCGUGGACUGAGUUGGGACGCCAGUUGGCUGCCUUCCCAGCCACGGCGCUCGACGCACCGUCUUCGUCUCAGAUUCCGAUCACACAUGCAGCAAGGGAGCCGCAUGGAUAAGGAGCCGAGGCGCACAAAUCCCACUUGCGUGGGAGGUGGCAUUUGGGUGCUUGCGGCGGGUGAUGCUGAUGUGCGGUGAGAUGCUGGUGAGGGAGGAUGUGGUGGUGUGGUGCAGCCGGCGGUUGUAUACCGCAGGUUUUCGUGGACGCGCAUGUGGUCUUACAGACCCAUGCGGUGAAUAAAUGCGCGAGUGAAAUGUGGACAGUGGAGCGGAAGCGGUGAGUGUAGGCUGCUGUUCUAGGCACUGGUUCGCCAGUGUCUGUGUGAUGGAUUCGCAAGUCACCGAUCAGGCCGAUGCGUGAGGCGAAUAAAGGGGGAUGGUGUGGACAAGAGAAGUCGGCUGUGUCAGUAUCAGCUUCGGUGAUAGAGAUGGUGAAACUGAUGGUGAUGGGCACCUGGGCAGCGGGGUGUGGGUUAGGCUCUACAGUGUCCUGUCUCCCAAGAGAGCUAUCAAUGAGUAUUAUGUGUUAUUCAGAGCAAUAAUUACCCAAAAAUGAACCCGAAGUUCUGAACUUGACUUCAUCUCGAAAGUAAACUUGUAAGUUUUGGGUGAUCCGGCUGCAAGGCCUACAUGCAUAAAGUUUGUUCUUUCGAAACACCCAUCUGAACUUCUGCCAACCUAAAAAGAGCCAAAUGGAAGUGAGCUGUUCACUCUUGUUUCAUUAGCUCCAAACCUUACGCGAUCCAAACAGCUGCAGGUAAGGCAUGGUUAUAAGUGCGCCCGUAUCACAAGUGGUCUUGCUCCAAAUUCCAGGGUUUUUUGGCUUGGGGUUACUUUCAGGGCUAGGAGGGUUAGUGUUGGGGUUGGGGUUAUGGUUUGUAUGUAGGACCCUGGAACAGAUACCUCCUGAAAUCUAAGUUAAGGCCAUCUGUGGUACGGGGAUAUUUAUAUCUGUAUUCAGUCCAGCGGUGGGCGAACUGAAUUUUACGAGCCGUAUACCCAGCCAUAUGGCAACUAUCCUCCCCAUUUUGGCAUUUCUCGAAUAUGUGGUAAACGAGAGAACAAGCCAUCUACCGCCACUGGCGGCCCACUGAAUCCAACAUUUUAAGCAACAGUUCGCCCUAUACUGCUAUCGGCAACGUCAUUUUCGGAUGGCCUUCCCAAUGCUGAUCGAUGACGCACAUAAUCUGCCCUUGAUCUCGACUGUCGAAUGAGCCCCGUGGGCGUGGAUAGCUUUUGCUGCAUGUAUUUAACCGUAGGCUAUACGCUUAGUUAAUCGUUUAGGCGUUACAAGUAUUUCCCACAUGCGUUGUGUCCUUGAGACAGUGACAGGCAUUUAAAACUCGCUUGCAGCGUCCAAGUUUAUUAAUAGAGAAUAUGCGAGUGCCUAGGUUAAAAGAAUUCGCUCAGUCAGAAAGGGGCAGUACUUACGCGUGCUGGCAAAUAUGCACUCCACCGAUCUGAGGAUUUCAUUUAUUGCUUUUCGUGUCCUCAUAAAGCGCCCGGAUGCCAUGUCUUGCUAGGGCUAGGCAGUCCUUCGGCUUGCUCUAAGGUCUUCUUUCAUUUUAUCCCAUGAUACUUUUAUGGGGCUGCAGAUCAUCAACACAGAGGAGAGUGAACAACAGAUCUCCCAACCCUUUCUACUAGUAGAUUUAAAUCAGUAGAUCGGUUUAGUCCUCGUGACGUAAAUUUCAUCGGGCGUUUGAGACUCAGAAAAUCGUGUUUUAUACAGCAGAAUCGUACACACUGUUCUGAUUGAAAGAAAAUACCCGGACCCGGGUGAAUGUACUGAGAUAGAGAUGCUCCCUGUCAGCCCGGCUCCACUUUGCCACCACACGCUACAUGCCUGCCUGGUCACUGGCCGUGAAUUUCGGCUAGAAUUCCUCGACCUUAACAUGUUCGCACACUUGUUCGCCACCGCCAAUUCCCAAUGUGUGUGUAUGUAGGUCGGCCUUAUGCUAACGAGGUGACAUUCUCCCCUCAACUUCAUACAGUGCGCACUCUUCUAAGUCAGUACUAAGUCACUUUGGCCUCUUUAGGGCCCUUAUUUACUCCUGACCUGUUUACAGAUCGACGUUUUCCAGAAGCGAAGUCCCACAGGGAUUUCUCGAUACACUUGCAAACCGUAGGCUGCUGUUUUCUGAAGCUGACCAAAAAUUAGUUCAAGUCCUGUUUUUAGCCUCUAGUCUAAUUUUUUGUCUUUGUCUAACUGACGUAACGAAUUCUGAAUCUCCGUAAUUGACAGUAAGACAGUUGUAAGCUAUGUGAGGGGUCAACCCCCCCGCUCGACUGGAUUUAAAAUCUCAAUUAAUGGCUUGCCCUAGUCGGUCAACAGACUACAGAGGGCUGAACAUCUGCUUGCUCUCGAGCUCGCAUUACGCGACCUGUCCCCCUUUCAUGUUGUGGUGUUGUCAUGUCCAAUUGUUAAAGUAUCCAGGGUUUUUACUACCUAUUCGGACAACACAAACUACGCAAGCCUGACCGUCUCUCAGUCUCCCGCUACAUCCUUCUUCGGAGUUUCUAGGUCUACAGCUCUCUCCAUUAUUUUCCCUUUUGCUUUGCUGUUCCACAGAUUCCACUCAACGAAGUCGGGCAACUUAUACCUACACACAGACAUUCGCCUUAUCUUCGCUAGGGACAAGUUCGAGUUCGAUCCUCGCUUGGCAACCUAUGAGAUGCGUUCCUUUGUUGACGCACCAGCGAAUCCACGUUAUUCUCCAAAAAAGUGA
Messenger RNA from Spirometra erinaceieuropaei, 31563 nucleotides. Lineage: Eukaryota; Metazoa; Platyhelminthes; Cestoda; Diphyllobothriidea; Diphyllobothriidae. The record is from the annotation of a GenBank genome assembly.